Messenger RNA from Diaporthe citri, 954 nucleotides. RefSeq lists its product as uncharacterized. Gene Ontology annotation, biological process: ceramide biosynthetic process; ceramide catabolic process. The record is from RefSeq and is a predicted model, not a curated record. The coding region runs from base 1 to 954 and encodes 317 amino acids. The transcript has 4 exons. Lineage: Eukaryota; Fungi; Ascomycota; Sordariomycetes; Diaporthales; Diaporthaceae. Gene Ontology annotation, cellular component: endoplasmic reticulum membrane.
AUGCCUCUGAGCGUCCAAUGGCCUUACCGGGAAUCCCGGGACGGCCUCUGGAGCCCUCAAACCUCGACCUUGAACUGGUGCGAAGAAGACUGUACGUAUGAGCAGACUGCUGCUACGUCUCCUAACAACAUCACGCCAUACUGCGCUGAAUUCGUCAACACCGUGACCAAUGUGAUCUUUAUACAUCUUGGCAUCAUGGGCAUCCGCGACUGCUUGCGCUACGGCCAUGACCGCGUCUUCAUCAUCUCCUAUCUGGGGUACAUCAUCGUUGGUCUUGGUUCGAUGCUGUUCCACGCCACACUCAAAUACUCGAUGCAGCUCGCAGACGAGCUGCCCAUGAUCUACACCACUUGCAUCAUGGCUUUCGCGACAUUCUCAUAUUCACGGCCCAGGCGCCUGAGUGUGCUGAUCGGGGUCGGGCUGGCAGCCCUCGCGGCUUUCAUUACUGUCUACUACCACCUGUCGCAGAACCCGGUGUUCCACCAGGUGGCUUACGCCUCGCUGACAUGCGCCGUCGUCUUCCGCGGCAUGUAUGUCAUGGAAGCAUACCUCCGUCCAGCACUGAAGCAACGAAGCGAGAGCCCCGCGCACGCCGAGCAGAUCAUGAAGCAGAUGUGGUCCAUGGCCGCCACAGGCAUCGCGCUGUUCCUGAUCGGCUUCUUCAUCUGGAACAUGGACAACAUCUACUGUGGGCACCUCCGGAGCCUCCGGAGCUCCGUCCUGCUGCCGUGGUCCGUCAUCUUCGAGGGCCAUGGCUGGUGGCACAUCUUCACCGGGCUCGGGGCCUACUACUUCAUCAUCUGGAGAGUAUGGCUGACCCGGUGUCUCGACGGUAGCGAGCGCGAGUUCAUGCUACACUGGCCAUCCCCUUUCACAUCCGUGCCGAAGGUUGUCCCCCGGUCCGGUUCUACCAAGGCCAACGGCGUCAAUGGGUCGAGUAAAAAGGCGUUGUAG